This is a messenger RNA of Paramisgurnus dabryanus, 2922 nucleotides long. It is a transcript of the gene acsl2, whose product is annotated as acyl-CoA synthetase long chain family member 2. Gene Ontology annotation, molecular function: long-chain fatty acid-CoA ligase activity. Gene Ontology annotation, biological process: long-chain fatty acid metabolic process. NCBI's taxonomy places the organism in Eukaryota, Metazoa, Chordata, Actinopteri, Cypriniformes, Cobitidae. Gene Ontology annotation, cellular component: endoplasmic reticulum; membrane. The record is from RefSeq and is a predicted model, not a curated record.
UUAGUUUGGAGCAGGUGACGUUAGACGGAUGAGGGCGGUGUUUGUGUGAAUGGGGGCAAACACAUUGGUACUGGGGUCCGAGGGGGUUUUGUGUUUAGUUGCUCAGUCUGAGGAGGACAAAUACACUUUUGGAGGACGGGUGAUCGGGAUAAUACAGCUAUGCAGUUACAGGAGUGGUUACGUUCUCUUCGUUUCGGUGGAGAUGUGAAGUCUGAAGUGGAUAAUCUGAAGAGUCUCGUCCCAUCUCUCCCAUUAUCCUUCUCUAUAUCCUCGCUUUCCUUCUCUUCAUCAUCUCUCAUAGGUUUAGGAGCACUAGCCUCUCUUACAACAUACUGGCUAGUGACCCGACCAAGACCCAUCCAGCCUCCAUGUGACCUGCAGGCCCAGUCCGUACCUGUACAGGGAGAGCUCUGUUGUAGACGAUCUGCUUUACUAAAGGAUGAUAAUCUACUGGAGUUUUACUACGAUGACACUAAAACAGUUUACGAUAUGUUUCAGAGAGGACUUCAAAUAGCAGGAGAUGGCCCAUGUCUUGGCUUUAGGAAACCCGGAGAGCCCUAUCAAUGGAUCUCUUACACUGAAGUAAAUCAACAGGCACAGGUGUUGGGAUCAGGUUUGUUAGCAAAGGGUUGUAAACCAAAUCCAAAACAGUUUGUGGGCAUCUUUGCACAGAACAGACCAGAGUGGGUCAUUGCAGAAUUGGCCUGCUACACAUUCUCUAUGGCAGUAGUGCCGCUGUAUGAUACACUGGGAUUAGAGGCAAUGCUUCACAUCCUUAACCUGGCCGAGAUCUCUGUGGUGAUUUGUGAUAAGGAGGAUAAAGCAGAAUCUCUAUUAAAGAACAAGGAGAACGGAGUGACUCCCUUUCUCUCCUGUCUGGUGCUCUUUAACCCUUUCAGCGCCGCCCUGCUGGAGAGAGGUCGCAAGUGUGGGGUGGAGAUACUACAACUUUCAGAGAUUAUGAAGCUGGGAAAAGAAAAUUUACAGACGCCUGUGCCGCCUCAGCCACAGGACUUGGCCGUUGUUUGUUUCACCAGUGGGACCACAGGAAAGCCUAAAGGAGCCAUGAUCACGCACGGUAACAUCGCUUCAAACACCUCCUCUGUCAUCAAAAUCCUGGAGGGGUUCUUUGUGAUUCGUCAAGAGGAUGUGUCAAUCUCUUAUCUACCACUCGCCCACAUGUUUGAGCGCAUGAUCCAGGUGUCGAUGUUCUGUCACGGUGCAAGAGUUGGUUUUUACCAGGGUGACAUCUCUCUGCUGAUGGAUGACAUUAAGACCCUGAAGCCCACUUUCUUCCCUGUGGUCCCUCGAUUACUCAACCGCAUCUAUGACAAGAUUGUGGGCUCGGUUACAUCACCGUUGAAAAGAGCUCUUCUACAUUACGCCGUGAGGAGGAAACAGGCAGAACUGAGCAGUGGAGUCGUCAGAAACAACAGCCUGUGGGACAGACUCAUCUUUAAUAAGAUACAGGCCAGUCUGGGUGGAAACCUGCGUUUUAUUCUCACUGCGUCCGCACCGAUCUCUCCCACUGUUCUGUCCUUCCUCAGGGCCACGCUUGGCUGUCUGAUUUUCGAGGGUUACGGGCAGACGGAGUGCACUGCUGGCUGUACCUUCUCUAUGCCUGGUGACUGGAGUGCAGGUCAUGUAGGAGCUCCUUUACCCUGUGCCAUGGUGAAAUUAACAGACAUCUCUGACAUGAACUACUAUGCCAAGAAUGGAGAGGGAGAGAUCUGUAUCCGGGGUCCCAGUGUUUUCCGGGGCUAUCUGAGAGAUGAGGAGAGGACAGGAGAAGCUCUGGAUGCUGAUGGUUGGCUUCACACUGGAGAUGUGGGACAGUGGCUACCAAAUGGGACAUUGCGGAUUAUAGACAGGAAGAAGCACAUAUUUAAGCUGUCACAGGGCGAGUACAUCGCUCCAGAGAGGAUAGAAAACAUCUACACUCGCUGCGUUCCAGUACUUCAGGUCUUUGUACAUGGAGAUAGUCUACAGUCUCACCUCAUAGGCAUCGUAGUACCAGACCCCGAGGUGUUUGUCAAUUGGGCCAAAGAGAGAGGAAUCGUGGGAUCAUCAUAUGAAGAACUCUGUCAGGAUCCAGAUGUGAAGAAGGCCGUGCUGGAGGAUAUGACAUCAGUGGGAAAGGAGGCGGGACUUAAGUCAUUUGAGCAGGUGAAGGAUUUAUACUUACACCCUGAAAUGUUUAGCGUGUCGAACGGCCUCCUCACACCAACCCUGAAGAGCAGACGCGUGGACAUACGAAGAGUUUUCAGUGAGCAGAUCAGACAAAUGUACAGUAAAUCAUCCAUAUAGAGACCUGUACGUGCAGUACAGUAUAUCCUCCAGCAGAUAUUAUUGCAUAGACGAAACAGACUAGCAUCUCAAUUCUGCUGCCGCACAAGCAUUUAUUAACCAACCUAACAAUAGACUCUCUAAACAUGAGCGAUGCUACUGAAUUGAAACUGUUUUUAUGAAUUUAUACUGUAUGAGGGAAUAUGAAGCGUUAGCAAACACUGCUGUAUACUUCUUACUGUACAGACACAUCAACAGUGCUGUUGGGCCAGAGAUUAAAGCUACUUUAAGAGUAGUUAUUGUUUUUAGAAUAAGCUAGUAUAGUAUCAUUUUAGCCUGAACCGAGGUUGUAUAGACUUGACACUCUUUGUCCGUUGCAGUAAUUCCUAGAUAAGGAAUGUUGGGAUAUUUGCAGUAAAUUUUAUAGCUAUUUUACAGCUCUAGAUUUUCUUUUAAAAACAAUGAUGUUGCACGUUUAAGAUGACUUGAAAUUCUCAUUUUCAAUUGUAUUUGGUUUGAUGGCACAUCUGACUAUUUGUACAUUUUGAAACACCGUUUCUAAUUUCAACUUGUAGAGAUGUACUUUAUUUGACUUUGUUUUUAUUCCUUUGUCAAUAAAAUAAUUACAUGUUUCAA